Messenger RNA from Fusarium poae, 564 nucleotides. RefSeq lists its product as uncharacterized. Bases 1 to 564 code for a protein of 187 amino acids. The transcript has a single exon. The record is from RefSeq and is a predicted model, not a curated record. NCBI's taxonomy places the organism in Eukaryota, Fungi, Ascomycota, Sordariomycetes, Hypocreales, Nectriaceae.
AUGCCAAAAGACCUCAAAUCCCGCAAGAAAGAACGAAGGCGUCUUAGAAAGGAGCAACAGACACUUAGAAUCGAGAAGCCAGACAUACCUAAGGAAAGUCCCGAUGAACGACGAUCUCGUAAGAAGAAACGACGCUCUGAAAAAAAGGAGUCCCUUGACACUAUUCGGACGACACUAUUCAGCCUCCACAACAGCAUUAUAAACAGGAACAGAACGACAUCAAUAGAGAAACGAGAAUUCUGCUCCAGGAUGGGCAAUCUAUACAGCAACAUGCUCGAGCUUGCCUUCGAAUUGGGCACCACAGAGGAAGAUACUGAAAUGGAGUGGCAACACGAGCCAACAAACCCUGUACACCUGGUUAGCACGGCCGAGGAGAUGGCUUGUUAUCCUGACGGAGCCGUCAUUCGGCCCUGGCAGACGGCUUCCACCCCAAAUUGCCCCAGCACUCCGAGCAGCGAUCCCAGCACCCCGAGCAGCGAUCCCAGCACUCCGAGCAGUAGUUCCAGCAUCCCGAGCAACAGUUUGGUUGGGCAGCGGUGUGAAUUUAUAAGAGAGAUCCUUUAA